UUACCGGAUGGAGGACUCGGACUGGAAAUCUUGCAAAUCAUCAAAGAAUCCCAGCAGCAGCACGGCCUCAGGCAUGGAGACUACCAGAGAUACAGGGGCUACUGUUCCCGCAGGCUGCGGCGCCUCCGCAAGACUCUUGGCUUCAAGAUGGGAAACCGACACAAGUUUGUUGGGAAGAAAGUCACUGUGGAAAUGCUUUCUGAUAACAGGUAUCUUCUGCUGGUUUUGAUGGAAGCAGAGCGUGCAUGGAGCUACGCCAUGCAGUUGAAGCAGGAGGCCAAUACGGAGCCACGUAAGCGCUUCCACCUGCUGUCACGACUACGUAAGGCUGCAAAGCACAGUGAGAAGCUGGAGAAGCUCUGCGAAAGCCCCCGUGUGGACGCCAAAACUAAACUGGAGGCACAGGCCUACACUGCAUACCUGAGUGGAAUGGUGGAGUUUGAGCUGCAGGAGUGGAAACAAGCCAUGGAGGCUUUCAACAAGUGCAAGACCAUUUAUGAGAAGCUGGCCAGUGCCUUCACUGAGGACCUGGCAGUUCUGUACCGCCAGCGUGUAGACGAGAUAUCGCCCAACAUUCGCUACUGCGCUUACAAUAUUGGUGAUCAGAAUGCCAUCAAUGACCUGAUGCAGAUGAGGCUGACUGGUGGAGGAGGUGGCAUGAUGGCUGAGAAACUAGAGGCACUGAUUACUCAGGCGCGAACCAAGCAGGCGGCCACUAUGAGUGAAGUGGAGUGGCGAGGACGCACGGUGCCCGUGAAGAUCGACAAGGCUCGCGUCUUUCUAUUGGGUCUGGCAGACAACGAGGCUGCCAUCGCUCAGGUCAGCCUCUCACACUAUCACAUGUCCCCUCGCUGUCGCCACAGCUCAUUCCUUCAGUUUUGUGCCCGAGUACUCAGCACACCCUGCAGACACACCUGUCACACCCAUUGCCACUCAGGUCUCAGCUACCUGACCUACAUUAAGCUGUGUACACUGGUGAAGAGGAAUGAGAGCAUGGCUCAUACUCUCCAGGCCAAACUGAAGGAGCCCGAGGCCGACGAGAACAAGAGGGGGCCCCGUCCACAGGAUCUCAUCCGCCUGUAUGACAUCAUCCUGCAGAGUCUGGCAGAGCUCUCCACCCUGCAGGGUCUGGAGGAUGACCACACCUUCCAAAAGGAGGUGUCCCUGAAGACCCUGGUCUACAAGGCCUACAGGUGUUUCUUUAUAGCCCAGUCUUAUGUGUUAGUGAAGAAGUGGAGUGAGGCGCUGGUGUUGUAUGAAAGGGUGCUGAAAUAUGCCAAGGAAGUCCAAUCUAAGGCCAAGAGCCUCAACAACAGCCUCAAGGAUCUUCCCGAUGUCCAGGAGCUCAUUGCUGAGGUCAACGCUGAAAAAUACUCACUUCAAGCUGCUGCCAUUUUAGACACCGAUGAGAUAGUUGAAGUUCCUCAGCAGCUGGUGAAAGACAACAGGCCCCUCUGUGACCACCUGGAGACCUUCCGCUUUGACCCCAGUCUCGUCGGAAAACAGCCCAGUCUGGUCCAGUUUCCACCCGACUUCCAGCCAAUCCCCUGCAAGCCUCUGUUCUUUGAUCUUGCUCUUAACCAUGUGGCCUUCCCACCGCUGGAUGACAAGGUGGAACAGAAGGGCAAGGGCGGUCUGACUGGCUACAUCAAGGGCAUUUUUGGCUUCGGCAGCUAAACCUAAACCCACACUUCAACCUCCAUGUGAGAGCCACAGGGCCCAGAGUUUACUGCAACCAGCCAGAAUUGGGUCAGCUGUUAGUUAGAAUCAUUUCAGUUUGUCUUUUAUGUUUAAUUUUUAGUGCCUAUGUGCAGAGGGGUUGGAGUUGGCAGUUCUGAGGAAGACUGAGUCAAUAUAGUCUUCUCGGAAAGAUAGUAGCACUAUGACCCAAGUCCACAUCCAGCUUCAGUAAUCGUAUCAGCCUGCAUGGCUUCACAGCAUACAGGCUCCCUCCUUAAACUGAGCAAUGGAGGUGUUGGCAACUUUUAACACAUUAAUAUGCUGUGGUUUUGAUGAGUGAAGUCAAGCUGUCAAUCUCACUGUCUAGUAAGAUUACAUUUUUUCCCUCUUGUGUUUUAAAUGCACCUUCAUAUUGUGUGUUUUUUUUUUUUGCCUUUUGUAAAUGGAUUGUUCUGCAUUUUUCUUAGCCCUCUAAAAACAAAAAGAUAUGUUUUGAUCUCACCAGCCUCAACAUUAAUUACAAGACCUAUAGCUGACCAAACUGUAAUCAUCUGUAUGAUUUCAUCAGUCAUCACAAACUAAAGUUUCUCCUCUUAAUCUUUGCCCUUGUUGCUUUCACAGCAUAAAAAUCCUCAUAAACACUGUACAGCCACAAGACCUUGUGUUGGGACAAGAAAUGUCAGCUUGCUCAGGUGCCUAAGAGUGUACUCGCACUGAGCUGCUCCUCCCAGCGUCCAGCUGUUUUGACCAGUGUGUGCCUGUUAGAAGAAAACAGGUGGCCAUGGGUCCGUAGCUGAAACGCUGCUUCAACAUCUCAGUUAUUAACCAAUAAAUCACUGGUAGAUAAAGGCACGUCAAAGAACAAGGUUUCACUGUAAGUGUGCCUGUCUUUAACUUUAAAUUCUAUAACGUGAACUGUAGCACGUGUCUCUGAGUGGAGAGGAGAUGUUUGGGUUUGGG
Neolamprologus brichardi is the source of this 2640-nucleotide messenger RNA. NCBI's taxonomy places the organism in Eukaryota, Metazoa, Chordata, Actinopteri, Cichliformes, Cichlidae. The record is from RefSeq and is a predicted model, not a curated record.